AUGGCCAUCUCGGUCGAGUUACACACACCUCUGGCCCAGGCACUCAACGAGGUAAUACAGCCAAAGCUGGUGGAAGUUGGAUGGAGCACCGGCGGUGGAGAUGAUUCGGCCCUUGCGGAAUACGUUAUCUUAAUGCUAGUCAACGGCAAAACACAAGAGCAAAUUGCAUCAGAACUCGCAAACGAUUUACUUGGCCUUGGGCCUGACGAUACGGAGGCUGUAGACUUUUCAAGAUGGCUGUUCGAGCAAGUUGAGGCUCUCAACAAGAAGCUGAAUGGUGAACCAGCUGAGCCGGAGCAACAGAAUCCGGCCCAGGCUAUCCCAUCAUUUACAGAGGCAAGCAAAGACGCCACACCAUCUGCUGAUGUGUCGGCGAACGUGGAUACAGAAAUGGGCGAUUCUUUCUCGCCAGCGCGAGAAGGUGGGAUACCCAGUGGUCCUAGGACAAUGCGGAAUCCCAGACAAAACGGAAGGGGCCGGAUUCUUGGUCAAAUCUCGAGAGCCAUGGAUCGAUCUAGCGAUUCGGUUCUGCAUAGGGUUCGAAACCAACAUGGCACGGAGAGAAUAAACACGCAUCGCGAACCGCCAAAGGGCCCUAGAGCAUUUCACUCUAGAGGAGGCCGCCCUGGAGGGGGCAGGCCAGCGGGUGGGAUGGGCAUGAACAUUAUGGGGAUGGGAAACGGUCCCAUGCACAAUAUGCCACCAGGUUCCAAUAUGAUGACGCCGCAGCAGCAAAUGCAAAUGAUGGCUCUCUUUGAAGAGCAGGCUCGCAUGAUGGCGCAGUUUAUGCCAGGAUUUGUCGCGCCGGCUAUAAACCCCGCGUUUCAGGCCCCGCAAGCCCAACCGAAUGGACGAUCGCUUUUUGAGCGUGCUGAGCAGCAACCGGAUAGAGGGAACUCCUUUCAACGACGACACCAGAAUGGCCGGUCGACUCAUCAGAAUACAAAUAUGGAUGUGGAUGGUGGCUCAAAAGGGAAUGCAGCAGACGUUCAAAUGGAUGACGCACCGCCGCAGAAUAAACACCAAGGCCAAGCGCCGGAUGGUGUUUGCAAUUUCAAUCUGAGGUGCACCAAUAAGGAUUGCCCUUAUGCCCAUCAGUCUCCCGCAGCGCCGGAAGGCACCACAAUAGACAUCUCGGACGCCUGCCCAUUUGGAGCUGCGUGCAAGAACCGAAAAUGCGUUGCUAGACACCCUUCUCCGGCGAAGAAAACGGUGCACCAGUCCGAAGAGCUAUGCAGGUAUUUUCCGCACUGCCAAAAUUCUCAUUGCCCGUUUAAACACCCAACCAUGCCACUUUGCCGCAAUGGCGCAGAUUGCUCCGUUCCUGGAUGCAAAUUCACCCACCAACAAAUACCUUGCCGUUAUAACCCAUGUCUUAAUCCGUCAUGUCCCUUUAAACACGCCGAGGGUCAGAAAGGCGUCUUUUCGGACAAAGUUUGGACUCCGCAUGGAGCGGAAAGCAAAAGCGGCCAGCACGUCAGCGAGCGGAAGUUCGUGGCUGAUGAAAAUGGGGAAGAAGAGCUGAUCAAGCCUCAUGCGCCUUCAUCUAGCGAACCUGAGAUUGUCACUUGA
Messenger RNA from Uncinocarpus reesii 1704, 1572 nucleotides. RefSeq lists its product as uncharacterized. Bases 1 to 1572 code for a protein of 523 amino acids. The transcript has 2 exons. Gene Ontology annotation, cellular component: cytoplasm; nucleus. Gene Ontology annotation, biological process: regulation of mRNA stability. NCBI's taxonomy places the organism in Eukaryota, Fungi, Ascomycota, Eurotiomycetes, Onygenales, Onygenaceae. The record is from RefSeq and is a predicted model, not a curated record. Gene Ontology annotation, molecular function: poly(A) binding.